CCGUUGUUUGUCCUGCAGCUCCCCGACCUGAAGGACGCUGAGGCGGUGCAGAAGUUCUUCCUGGAGGAGAUCCAGCUGGGGGAGGAGCUGCUGGCUCAGGGAGACUAUGAGAAAGGUGUUGACCACCUGACCAACGCCAUCGCCGUGUGCGGUCAGCCUCAGCAGCUGCUCCAGGUGCUGCAGCAGACUCUGCCUCCGCCCGUCUUCCAGAUGCUGCUCACCAAGCUGCCCAGCAUCAGCCAGCGUAUUGUGAGUGCACAGAGUCUGAGCGAGGACGAUAUAGAAUGAGAGGACCGGGAGGAGACGACCCACAAACCCUCCUCUUCCUCUUCUUCAUGUGCUACUUCCAUGA
Messenger RNA from Anoplopoma fimbria (sablefish), 352 nucleotides. Its product is annotated as mitochondrial import receptor subunit TOM20 homolog. The transcript has 3 exons. Lineage: Eukaryota; Metazoa; Chordata; Actinopteri; Perciformes; Anoplopomatidae. Gene Ontology annotation, biological process: protein targeting; tRNA import into mitochondrion; protein import into mitochondrial matrix. The annotation marks the transcript as partial. Gene Ontology annotation, cellular component: mitochondrial outer membrane translocase complex; mitochondrial outer membrane. The record is from RefSeq and is a predicted model, not a curated record. Gene Ontology annotation, molecular function: transmembrane protein transporter activity.